GUGCACGUAUGUCAGAGGGACUAUGGUGGAGGGCUGCAGCUGAGGACGAUGGCAACGCUCUGUGAGGAUGGGACAUAUGGACUCGAUUGUGGCCGAAAGAGCGACAGGGUUUCAGUUUUACACGUUAAACUGACUGAAUCAGCCUUUAAAGCGCUUGAAAACUACCAAAACUGUAAGAAUGCGCCAUCGUCAAAGGCAACAAUACAUUUCCAAGGUCUUCAAGGGCGCAUUAAAAUCCCAAAGUCAAAUAUUUCGGAUGGAUCUCAAGCCUUCAACUUUUACCUGUCCAACUUUGGCAAAGACAAUCCUCAAGGAAGCUUUGAGUGUAUCCACCAGUACAUGUCCAGUCCUGGGGUCCCCCACCUGUCCUCCCUGGGAACGAUUCAGGAUAAAAUCACAGUAUGUGCCACCAACGACUCCUACCAGGUGACCAAAGAGCGUAUGGCCCAAGCAGAUGAGGAUACACGCAAGAAUAGCACCAAAUUUAUCAAACCUGGAGGACCGAUUAGAGACAAAAAAGUCCAGCCUCGAAAGCCGGCCCCCUCAGCACACGACCCCGUUCCAGAAAGGAAACACACCACUCCGCUCAACCCAGCCAAUACCAUCCGCAAGUGCCUUACCAACAACCCCGUCUCCCAGCGGCCAUACCGGGACCGUGUCAUUCACCUUUUGGCUCUGCGCUCCUACAAGAAACUGGAGGUCCUGGGCAGACUGCAGCGAGAUGGCGUAAGCCAGAAAGACAGAAACUCUCUCGGUACUACACUACAUCAGGUUGCUAAUCUGAACCCUAAGGACAACUCGUAUUCGCUGAAGGACUUUAUAUAUCGUGAAGUCCAGAAGGACUGGCCAGGAUACACAGAAGAUGAACGCGUUCAGGUUGACAGGAUCCUGGCGCGUAAAUUGGGCUUGAACUCAGAGGCUGUCUCGUCAAGCAGUCCACCCAAAGAGCCCACCUCCCCAGUGAAGCGCCAGCCUGAGACUGACUUCAUCGACCCUCUGAUGUCCAAGAAGCAACGCAUCUCCCACCUCAGUAACCGCGGACCCUCCGGCUCAUCUGGACGACAUAACACGGAGAACGAGGACAAAAAACCCACACCCCCAGUUACGGCCACCUGUCCGGGACCCUCUUUCCACCCGACCUCCGGCUCCAGCUCAAACUCUCCUAGCACGCCGGAAGGCCGGGGAUCUCAGGACCUGCCCCUGGACCAGAGCUCCAUAUGCGGGAGCUCCUCGGAGAGCUAUGCCCCACGCAGCCACACCCCCAGUCCCCCCAGCCAACCGGUUUCCACAACUUCCAGCUUCUCCACCUGUACGGUCUCGAUGACCACCAUCAACUCUACCACCAGCAGAAAGCUCUCCUCCACCACGUCUCCCACUGCCAGCCACGGCGACAGCACCACCAAAAAGCCUAAGAAGUCCAAGAAGCACAAAGACAAGGAGAAGAACCGAGAAGGUGGACGAGAGAAGGAUAAGGAGCGUAAGAGAGAGAGGGAGCAGCGGAAAGAGGAACACUUUGAUGAAGAAGCACAGCCUAAGAAGAAGCACCGCAAUGAGGCAGAACCUAAAAACAUUCCUGCCAGCAUCAGCUGCGAACCCGACGCAGCUGGCAAAGACAAAUCUGUCCACAGCACUGAACUUCCUGUCCCAGCCAAACCUGAUUACAAAGUUAAGUACACUGCAGUGAUAUCUAUGGAUCAGAGGCAGCGCUAUAAGGAUGACUUCAAUGCAGAGUAUGAUGAAUAUCGUAUCCUUCAUGCCAGCGUUGAGAGCAUCACCCGGCGAUUUACGCAACUGGACGCACAAUGCAGGAGACUGGCGCCAGGAACCAAAGAGUAUCAGGAGGUACAUGAACAAGUGCUGCAAGAAUACAAAAAUAUUAAACAACACAGCCCAAAGUACUAUGAAGAAAAACAACGCUGCGAGUACCUGCACAACAAACUGGCCCACAUCAAACGACUUAUCGCCGACUUCGACCAGCGGAAGGCGCAGUCCUGGUUGUAGGGCAUGGGACCAAGCAACCUGCUCAGCCUAUCAGAGUCUCACAGGACCAUCGUUGAGGGAGUGUGGGAAUCGAACAACUUCCUAUUUAUUAUUUUGCAGAUUCCCUAAUCGCCUGCUCCCAUACCUUUUACAUUUUUCUUCAUCUUUUCCUUCUCGUCAACCCUUUAUUUCAAGCGCUAGUUCAUUUGAACACCACCCUUUGUUUUAAAGAAAAGAGUCACUCCUCUGGCUAGUGAUGUCAUGUGUUGGGGAGUAGCACUUAAUUCUUUUUUAUUUUUGAAGGACAGUUAAACAUUUUCAAAGGCAAACAUAUCAAUAGUUAUGCAAUGCAAAACCGAAUGCCUUACAAUGCAUAUUUCUUGAAGCCUUUAGCAUGGGGUGACUGAGCCAGUAUCUGUGAAAAAGUGGCCAUACAGUAGAAGGGCCUUGAAACUUCCUUUCUAAUGGGGCUGUUUUAUUUUUGAACAGCAUCAGUAUUUACACCCGCAGUGCAAGUGAUGCCUUGUUAAUGAUACAGACACAUAUCAACAUGGAAUCAGUGAGACUUUCCAGCACCCUGGGCCGUGGGGAGAAAUGAGUAUGACCUCAUCGCAGGUCCAGCGCACAUUUGUGGAAGGUGUGAGUGAUGUUUGUGUGUUGUAUGUAUGAGUGAAUGAAAUGAGGAAAGUAGUGGUGAGGAAAUAAUUGUGUUUUUGUCUAAGCAAGAAUUAUGGGUCAGAAGCUUCGAGAAGAGGGAGGUUAGGGGGGUAGGGUUGAACAUAGAAGUCUAUAAAAGAGGAAAAAAAAACAGAAAAUAAAAAUCCCAAAAAAAGCUGCUAUAUUUCUUUGAACAGCCAGAGCCUUUGGGAUCAAGCUGGCUGAUGUUACAUGUUCUUAAAUUUGGGUCUGCUCCGUUUAAUAUAAUGAUCGAACCAUCUGAGACAAAGGUGCUACUGAUUUAUGAGGAAAUGCAUCAGGCGGAAGCAGACCCGUAUAUUCAUUUCAGAUGUUUUUCAUUAAUUAUUACAAGUCUCAGAGCAGAGUUAUUUAUAUAAUAUGAAUAGCAAAAUAUAUAUGUAUUAUUUUUUGGUUCUGGAUUUAAAGGAAUUGCUGGAAUUUUCUUUUGAGUAUUGGAAAAGAUCAAAGCUAGUCUUUAUUUCACGGUAUCGUUAGUCAAGAGUUGCUUAAAGACUAAGGGGAAACAUUGUUUACAAACCUGUGAAGCAGGAUGUUUUGCCAAAAAAGAGAAAACUAACUUGGUGUAAAAUAAAACAUGUUUCUUUGAGAGUGACGCUUGGGUAUCUGUAAUGAAAAUUUGUAUUUCAAAAUGGCUGAACGCUUAUUUACAGUGUCCCUCAUAUUUUCUUUGAUCCUUGUUUUGGUGAUUCUGCUUUGAAAAUAAGAUCACACAUCACAAAUUCUCACUGGAUCAACAAGUCUCUGUGGUGGUUUCUGAUUGGUUAGUUAAGGGUUGCUUAAUCUUAUUUGCACAACAGAGCAUCUAAAAACCAGCUUUUGGAUGUUUAUUUGGGGAUCUCGUUGUUAAAGGCUGGGAAUGCUUUCUUUGUUUCCAGUUUUGUUAAUUUAUACCUGAGUGAGCCAUUCUCAUAAUAACCAUGACAAAUCAUUUUCAGUAUUUUGGUUUGCAGAUGGGCUCUUAUUUCCUAUCUCUCAAACUCCUCAAAUGUUUUUUGUGUAGGUUUCUGUCGAAGAGUUCAGUUUAGUCCACAACAUUAUGGGUCAAACGAAUAAUAACCAAACACAUGUCAUGUUUAUUUACAAGAGAACUAUAACAGCACUUUACUACGGACGCUUUUCCUUUAUUUCCUUAGCAUUCAUCAACAGCCUCCAUGUUGAACCCUAGUUUUGGAAUGACACUAAUGUGUUUUCUGGAAGGGAGAUACAAAACGCAUCAUUUUAACUUGGGUCGAGAAAGUAUUUGGUGGUGUGUGUGUGACCAACGUCUGUUUUCUUUCCCUUUUGAAGAGACUUUAUAGGCCUCUGACACCACUAAAAGAGAUGUAGAUGUUUGGAUAAUAAGCCAAGAUUCUCAACACUGUCAUCUCUUGUCUUAAAGGUGGGAUGGGGAUGUUUAAAACUGUAACAGAAUUUUUGACCCAUUCACCUGAAAAUGUAUUAAAUCAGUUCAAUAAAAUGUGAACUUGAAAACUUUAAAA
This is a messenger RNA of Paramisgurnus dabryanus, 4157 nucleotides long. It is a transcript of the gene ell2, whose product is annotated as elongation factor for RNA polymerase II 2. NCBI's taxonomy places the organism in Eukaryota, Metazoa, Chordata, Actinopteri, Cypriniformes, Cobitidae. Gene Ontology annotation, molecular function: cis-regulatory region sequence-specific DNA binding. Gene Ontology annotation, cellular component: transcription elongation factor complex. Gene Ontology annotation, biological process: positive regulation of transcription elongation by RNA polymerase II; transcription elongation by RNA polymerase II; snRNA transcription by RNA polymerase II. The record is from RefSeq and is a predicted model, not a curated record.